Messenger RNA from Chara braunii, 1679 nucleotides. Lineage: Eukaryota; Viridiplantae; Streptophyta; Charophyceae; Charales; Characeae. The record is from the annotation of a GenBank genome assembly.
UAAAGACCCUGUGGUCCUUAGAGAGUCAGUCAGUGUCCGGGUCAGUCUAAGUGGUGAGGAGUAGGACAGUCCCUGUCGUGCAGAGGAAGAUGAUGUGGACGACCAGCCACUGGAGAGAAGAAGGAGAUGGCUAAGAGGACAGUUCAGUGGGACUAAAGAAGAGGAAAUGGAAAAGAAGAUUUCAGAAUGGGUUGCAAAUUUGUCUCUGGGAGAAGAAGAGGAAGCUUCAAUGUAUAUCCCUAGGGACGAACAGGAGGCGGCCGCACAAGAAUGGGAUGCAGAAGAGGAUCCUUUAAAGCGGCAGGCUAUGGAAGACGAGAAGAGGAUGGAGUGGAAGUUCAGGAUAAUGAGGGAAAAGAAGAAGAGGGUAGAUGCAGCGAGCGAAGCGGUGAAGGAACUAGCUGAAUUGAGGAAGCUGAGGGAACAGUUAGCCGCACAGGUAGACCUCCAGCAGAAGAUGGAGGUCAUGGCACUGAACAUCGAGCGAUUAGCAAGGGCCCGGGAGGACCAAUAUGAGUUCAGUAGGAGUCAAGAUCUGGUUGUGCGCUCUAGGCGACUUGGGUUCCGGGAUUUCGUGCGUGAGUUAGUAACGGCGAUAGGCUCAAAGGUGAAGAUUCGCCUCGAGAACACUGAGCGUUAUUGUACGGGCGCCAUAGAGGGCGCCAAGCUGGCUGCUCCCAAGGAGGAGGAGGCACGUCCCCGUAGAGAGCCCGUCAAAGUCAAGUUUCCUGAUUCCUACAGUGGGAAAAAGGAAGAAAACGUUGACAAUUGGGAGGCCAACGUUAAGACGUGCGUGCAUUUGCAUGACGAGCAUGUUCUCAUCGCUAUCCAUGCGCUCAAGGAUGAAGCCGCCAGCUUCGCACGAUCCCUAGUCCACGCUGCUAAUUGCAAUGAUGAUGUUGUUGCUUAUUCUGCAUUCACCCCCCUCACUGACUUCCUUAAAUUGCUGCGCGAACGAUUUGCAGAUGUCGCCCGCAGUGUUAAGGCCUCUCAUCGUCUACAAACAAUCCAUUCCCAGCAGUGGAAGAGGGCUAAGGCACUCAAAGGUACGAUGGAUGAGUUAGUGGUUGUUCCUGACCACGGGGUCACAGAGACCCAGUUGGUCAACCUCUUCUACCGGGCUAUGCCCGAAGCGUUGCGUGGCCACUUCUUCGAGAAGACCCAGCAACCCACCAUGACCUAUGACGCGUUGAGCAGGGAAGUGGUGGCAUUUGAGGCAAGGUCUAUGUCAGUUUCCACUUUCUGGCAUAAGGACCUAGAUAAGGGAAAAAGGUGGAAGGGCCACACUAUCUCAGGGCAGGUAAAGACCAAGGAUCGUGUGAUCCUUACCUUGGAUGAGGGUAGUGUUGAUGAGGUCCCCUACGAUCAGAUUGAGUGGGGGCUAGAGGACAAUGACAGUAGCGUGAGCCAGGGGAGGACUUACGCUGCUGUCGCGGCUGGAGAGAGGCCGCAAGGAGGAGGAAGAGGCCAGGGCCAAGGGGGCCGGUGUCGGUGCGAAUACCCUGACAAGGGUAUCCGCCGUAGUUUUUGCAAGUAACAGGAAGAUGGCUGACUAAAGUAGAGCAUGAGUGGGCGCGCAGCCUUGAGGCGCGCAUGUGAUUUCUCCGUUUGAUUAAGCUGCUGACUUAGUUGGCCGGCCUGAUUUGGAUUGUUAUUAGGAAUAAAAGUUUUUGUUCUAU